Colossoma macropomum (tambaqui) is the source of this 2179-nucleotide messenger RNA. RefSeq names its product proteasome 26S subunit, non-ATPase 11b (gene psmd11b). The transcript is spliced from 13 exons. The coding region runs from base 36 to 1304 and encodes 422 amino acids. Gene Ontology annotation, cellular component: proteasome regulatory particle, lid subcomplex. NCBI's taxonomy places the organism in Eukaryota, Metazoa, Chordata, Actinopteri, Characiformes, Serrasalmidae. The record is from RefSeq and is a predicted model, not a curated record. Gene Ontology annotation, biological process: ubiquitin-dependent protein catabolic process. Gene Ontology annotation, molecular function: structural molecule activity; protein binding.
GGGUGGUUGUGGGUCUGUAGGUUUGAAUAGGGAAGAUGGCAGCCGCGGCGGUGGUGGAGUUUCAGAGAGCUCAGUCUCUUAUCAGUACGGACCGAAACGCUUCUAUCGACAUUUUACAUUCAAUAGUCAGGCGAGAUGUUCAGCAGGAUGAUGAAGAGGCAGUGCGUAUCAAAGAACAGAGCAUCCUGGAACUUGGCACUCUACUGGCUAAGACAGGACAAGCCGCAGAGCUUGGAGGACUCCUGAAGUUUGUUAGGCCUUUUCUGAUCUCCAUAAGCAAGGCUAAGGCAGCACGACUGGUGCGCUCUCUGCUGGAUCUCUUCUUGGACAUGGAAGCAGCUACAGGCCAAGAGGUAGAACUGUGUCUGGAGUGCAUUGAGUGGGCCAAAGCUGAAAAGAGGACGUUUCUCAGACAGGCCUUGGAGGCUCGUUUGAUCUCACUGUAUUUUGACACCAAAAGGUACCAGGAGGCCUUACAGUUGGGCUCCCAGUUACUGCAAGAGCUGAAGAAGAUGGAUGACAAAGCUUUAUUGGUGGAGGUCCAGCUGCUUGAGAGUAAAACCUAUCAUGCACUCAGCAACCUGCCCAAGGCCAGGGCUGCCCUUACCUCUGCCAGGACCACAGCCAAUGCCAUUUACUGUCCACCCAAACUUCAAGCAGCCCUGGACAUGCAAUCAGGCAUCAUCCAUGCGGCUGAGGAGAAAGAUUGGAAGACAGCCUAUUCUUACUUCUUUGAGGCAUUUGAGGGCUAUGACUCCAUCGACAGCCCCAGGGCUAUCACUGCACUGAAAUAUAUGCUUCUCUGCAAGAUCAUGCUCAACUUGCCUGAAGAAGUACAAGCCUUGAUCAGUGGCAAACUAGCUUUACGGUACGCUGGGAGACAAACAGAUGCACUGAAGUGUGUAGCACAAGCCAGCAAGAACAGAUCGUUAGCAGACUUUGAAAAGGCGCUGACGGAGUACACAAAAGAACUGAGGGAUGACCCCAUCAUCAACACACACCUGGCCAAGCUCUAUGACAACCUGUUGGAACAGAACCUUAUCCGCGUCAUUGAGCCUUUCUCCAGAGUACAGAUAACACACAUAUCUGGUCUCAUCAAACUGUCAAAGGGUGAUGUUGAGAGAAAGCUGUCACAAAUGAUCCUGGACAAGAAAUUUCAUGGCAUCCUUGACCAGGGUGAGGGAGUCCUGAUCAUAUUUGAAGAGCCCCCUGUAGACAAGACUUAUGAGGCAGCCCUCGAAACCAUUCAGAACAUGAGCAAAGUUGUGGAUUCACUGUACAACAAAGCUAAGAAGUUGACAUAGAAAAACGCAAAAGGAUGCUGCUCUGCAGAGUGGAUGUGUGUGCGUGUGUGUGUAUGUCUGCAUGCGUGUGUGGCCAACAUGUGGAGCCUUUUGUCAAGGCGAGAAGGGACAGUAGAGUAAGACUCACAAACUGCAAUGGGAUUCACUUGCUCCCCACCUGAGAGUUUUUAACUCAUCUUUCAAUGGACAAUUUCAUCCUUCUCUAAUUAUGAUGUUUAUUUUUCCCCCGGUGUAUCUGUCAUCGGCCAGUAUGGCCAUCAGGGAAUAUUGUACAACUACAAUAAAAUCUUAAAGUCAUCACAUAGACAUGUAUAACUCUUUUUACAGUUCAAGUAACAACCUCCUGUGGUGCAAUACUGCUUCAAGUCCCUAUUAUUUUGGGGUCACAAGGAACUGUGGAUAACUGUUUGUCUUCAUUAGUUCUAGUCUCAUGAAAGCACAUUAUUCUGUCUGCAGCAAGUAAGAAGUGUCGUAACGAGGCAUGUUAAGGCAGUUCAGAUGGUUCUGUAGCGAGCACAGUUGCCAGCAAUCAGACCAAUCAUGGUUAUUUUUCAGAUUUUUUCAAGUUCAAAGUAUUGCGUUUGAUGUACAGUUUACUCUGGCAGUAUACUCUUUGAUUCUACACAUUGCAGUUCAUUUUCUUUAACUCCUAAAUGUUUGUUGUAUUAAAAAGCCCAUAAAUUUCUCUUCUCAUGAAAGUACUUAUGAAUAACUUCUUUUCUAACUAUUUCAAAUGCUAAUGUUUAACUGCAGUACAAAUAAAUUUCUUUACUUGUUUUGUUCAGUUGGACUAAACAGCCAUUUUAUAAUAGCUGGUUCUAGCACAGUAUACGAGCUGUAUACUUCUGAUUAAAGUAGCCAGUGUGACUUCCAAA